GCGCUUAACGCUCUCUCCUGGGGGAACGAAUUAUGGCAUUGUCUUUCAUCAGGGCUAGAGCACUGCAGUACGGAAAUUCGCAGUAUUCGCACUUGCGCCUCUUCGCCAGCGUAUCGAUCAUGAAGACGGGACUGGUACUGGGUGUUUACGAAACGGAGAGCGAGGACAACGUCGUGCUCACCCCUACGGCGGCCAAGUACAAUGAGCUGGUUAACGGCAAGCUGCUGAAGAACAUCCUGCUAGCAGGACCAAAGAUCCCUAAAGGUCAUGCUAGAGUGUUUUGGGGUUUGGAUGAAACAGAUUACACCGGAAUCGCGGUAGUUGGACUGGGGAAGCAGGGUCUUGGUAUUAACAAACUUGAGGAGAUCCAUGAAGGAAAGGAAAGCGUACGUGCUGCCGCAGCAGCGGGAUGCCGUGCACUCGAUGACGUCGAGAUAAAGGACAUCAAGCUAGAAACGCUAGGCGACGCGGAAGCCGCCGCCGAGGGAGCUGGUUUAUCCACAUGGCUUUAUCAAGGAUUUAAAAAUGAAGAGAAGAAAAAGAAAUCACCAAAGAUCUCGCUAUACGGAGAAGAAGGAGAGGCGGAAUGGCAAGUCGGCAUUAUCAAAGCCCAGGCGCAGAACUGGGCUCGCGAGCUCUCUGACACGCCCGCGAAUCUGAUGACACCCACGAUAUUUUCGCAGCGGGUCUUCGAGGCCCUGACGAAGCUCGGGGUCGGCGUUCAGGUGCGCGACAAGAGCUGGGCCGAGCAGAAGAAGAUGGGCUCGUUCCUCAGCGUGGCGCGCGGCAGCAUCGAACAGCCCAAGUUCCUCGAGAUCAAUUACAAGGGCGCCGACAAUCCGAGUGAGCCACCGGUGACGUUCGUCGGUAAGGGAGUCACUUUCGAUGCCGGUGGCAUCAGCCUUAAGCCGCCGUCGGAGAUGGACGAGAUGCGCGCCGAUAUGAGCGGCGCCGCCUGCGUGGCCGCCACCAUCCGAGCCGCGGCGCAGCUCAAACUGAAGAAAAAUAUCAUCGGGCUGAUCCCGCUCACGGAGAAUCUGCCGUCCGGGCAUGCCACGAAGCCGGGAGAUCUGGUGCAGGCGAUGAACGGCAAGACCAUCAUCGUGGACAACACCGACGCGGAGGGCAGGCUGAUUCUCGCCGACGCCCUGUGCUACGCUCAGCAGUUUAAUCCAAGAUUUAUCUUGGAUAUCGCUACGUUGACUGGUGCCAUGAGGAUCUCCUUGUCGAACUCCGCAACUGGAGUGUUUAGCAAUGACGGCAAUCUUUUUGAAACUCUGAGAAAUGCUGGCACGAUAACCGGCGAUCGAGUGUGGAGAUUCCCUCUGUGGCAGCACUUCACCGAUGAAGUGACAAAAAAAGUCAAGGGCGCUGAUAUAAAUAACAUCGCGAAGUGCAAGGGCGGUGGCUCUUGCACCGCCGCCGCCUUCUUGAGGGAGUUCGUCAGCAAGGAUACACCGUGGAUGCAUCUGGACAUAGCUGGCGUCAUGGGACCCGCCCACGACGAAUUAUCGUACAUCCCGGCCGGAAUGACCGGGCGCCCGACACGUACGCUUAUACAAUUCCUACAGGCGCUCUGUUAAACGGUCCGCAAGAUGAUUCAUUUUACGUAACUCGCGCGCCAAAUGGGUUCUUGUAAUUUUCUAUGCAUAUAUGUAAAAGUUUACACAGAAGGAUAUGUAUAUAGAAAUAUGCAUAUAUAUAUAUAUGUAUAUAUAUAUAUACCUAUAUAUGUAUAUAGGGGAAUUGCGCCUAAUAUGGAGAGGAUUAUAUUGAGCGAUCCAUUUAAUCGGACUUGAAAUGAUAAUGUUCAGUGAUAAAACGCAUAAACAACUUAUCGCAGGCCAGUAGCAGCAUUUUUAACGCAAUUUCUUACUAGAUAACAAGCUCCUUCGAGAGGGUAUAAGAUCAGUGACAUAACGCAGGUUGAAUGCGAUUUGAAAAUUAUCUUUAUCAGUCUGAAUAUUGAAUAUGCUGAAACUUGAGUUGAACAUUCUAGCAGAGUAAAACGAAUGCUAGCAAAGAUUAUGAUUUCUGCAUGCUGCAUGAAAAUACAUUGCCAUUACUAUAAGAAUAUUUGAAGAGUACGUACAUUAAGUAUGUUAAUCAAGGUUUAUACGUAUACAUUUUUCAUUUUUGAUAUAUUUGAUACAUCAAGAUAACAUCUCAAUUACAUUUCUGUCUGAGAGAUCGUUAUCGAAAUGCUUCACGACUAUACAAUCCCUAGAAUCAAAAUUAUAUUGUACCUCGCCAUAUUAGGCAGUGCCUACAUCUUUUUAAGUUACCACUUCUUAUACGAUGGAAAUAUUAUAAUCCGGUAAGUAUACAUGCGGAUGAAAAAGUAUGUCUGAAAUAGAAUACUUUAAUUUUACUUUAUCUAGAUGUGGAAAGCUGUGUGACUCAUUUCAAAAAUAAUUUUUACAUUUGUCGAAGGCAUCUUCGGAUAAAUUUUGUAUCAUGAAACUUGAUAAUUAUAUAUUCGUUGCAUUUUGACAUAUAUAGAAGUGUUUGGAAAA
This is a messenger RNA of Wasmannia auropunctata (little fire ant), 2516 nucleotides long. RefSeq names its product cytosol aminopeptidase-like. Gene Ontology annotation, biological process: proteolysis. Gene Ontology annotation, cellular component: cytoplasm. Gene Ontology annotation, molecular function: metalloaminopeptidase activity; manganese ion binding. The transcript is spliced from 8 exons. Lineage: Eukaryota; Metazoa; Arthropoda; Insecta; Hymenoptera; Formicidae. The record is from RefSeq and is a predicted model, not a curated record. Bases 33 to 1583 code for a protein of 516 amino acids.